GAGACUGCCAGGAUAGGCCCAGGAGUAAUGGAAUCCAAAGAGGGACAAGCGGGAAAAAAUCUCCAUGUGGAAAAUACCCACCAAGAAAAUGAAGAAAAGGAGGAAAAAGAGCAAGACACUAAUAAAGGAGAGCCCUUGACACUCCCUUUGGAAGCUGAUGAAUUUUGUGUACCUAGAGGAAGUCGUAGGCGACCCCGUGUUAGGCAGCCUAUCCUGCAAUAUAGAUGGGACAUGAUUCAGAGGCUUGGAGAGCCACAGGCAAGGAUUGGGGAGGAGGUAAGAGAGCUGAUGGAAAAACUUAGGGGAAAGCAAUUGAGUCAUAGUCUGAGGGCGGUUAGCACUGACCCCCCUCACCAUGACCAUCAUGAUGAAUUUUGCCUUAUGCCAUGA
Messenger RNA from Chrysochloris asiatica (Cape golden mole), 390 nucleotides. RefSeq names its product protein BEX1-like. The record is from RefSeq and is a predicted model, not a curated record. Gene Ontology annotation, cellular component: cytoplasm; nucleus. The coding region runs from base 28 to 390 and encodes 120 amino acids. Gene Ontology annotation, molecular function: signaling receptor binding. NCBI's taxonomy places the organism in Eukaryota, Metazoa, Chordata, Mammalia, Afrosoricida, Chrysochloridae. The transcript has 2 exons. Gene Ontology annotation, biological process: signal transduction.